Kalmanozyma brasiliensis GHG001 is the source of this 2205-nucleotide messenger RNA. RefSeq names its product Anticodon-binding. The coding region runs from base 1 to 2205 and encodes 734 amino acids. Gene Ontology annotation, molecular function: proline-tRNA ligase activity; aminoacyl-tRNA deacylase activity; ATP binding. Gene Ontology annotation, biological process: prolyl-tRNA aminoacylation. Gene Ontology annotation, cellular component: aminoacyl-tRNA synthetase multienzyme complex; cytoplasm. The transcript has a single exon. The record is from RefSeq and is a predicted model, not a curated record. Lineage: Eukaryota; Fungi; Basidiomycota; Ustilaginomycetes; Ustilaginales.
AUGGAAGCCAUCUCUUCGGCGCUUUCUGCGCUCUCCAUUCAGACCGAAAAGGUGGUCAAGCACGCUGCUGCCAACAGCCCCGAGAGCUGGAGGUCCGCCGUGUCUGAUGUCGCCUCUACGCUCGGUUUCCCCACCUCCAACUACACGAAGACGGUCGUCUUCAAGCCCAAGACGGCCAAGACUGCCACUCCAACUCCUGUCGUGCUUAUCGCAAAGGAUGACUCCGAAUACAACACCGGUGCCGUGGCCAAGCACAUCGGCCAGAAGGAGAUGCGUCUCGCAGCCCCCGAGGUGCUCAAGGAGUUCCUGAAUGCUACCAAGGACGACGUCUCUGCGCUCAGCAUCACCAAGGACAACGCAUCACAGCUCAUCGCAGUCCUCGACGCAAGUCUCGCCACUAGCACAGAGCACUUCGCCGUCCACGCCGCCAGCUCCGAGGAGACGCUCUUCAUGAGCGGCGCAGAGAUCACAAAGUACCUCCAGAGCACCGGUGUCAAGCUCGAGGUGGUCGACUUCGCCAAGCUCAAGGCCGAGGCUGCUACUCCCGUCGCCAAGGCUUCGGCUCCCUCGUCCAGCUCCGCUUCCGCUCCUGGCUCCACACAGGGUCCCAUACCCGCUUCCAGCAAGGCCAAGGCUGCCGAGGCCGCCAAGAUCCCCGACGCAGAGCAGAUCGGCAUCACCGUUCGCAAGGCCGGCGAUUUCUCUGAAUGGUACUCCCAAGUCCUCCGCAAGGGCGACAUGCUCGACUACUACGACGUCUCGGGCUGCUACAUCCUCAAGCCCUGGUCCUACUUCGUCUGGCAAUCGAUCCAGAACUUCUUCGAUGCCGAGAUCAAGAAGAUUGGUGUGGAGAACUGCUACUUCCCCAUGUUUGUUUCCGCCGACGUGCUCGAGCGCGAGAAGGACCACAUCGAAGGCUUCGCCCCGGAAGUCGCCUGGGUGACCAAGGCGGGCAACAGCGAUCUGGAACGUCCCGUCGCCAUCCGUCCCACCUCGGAGACGGUCAUGUACCCGUACUACGCCAAGUGGAUUCAGUCGCACCGCGAUCUGCCGCUCAAGCUCAACCAGUGGAACUCCGUCGUGCGAUGGGAGUUCAAGCACCCGCAGCCGUUCCUCCGCACGCGCGAGUUCCUCUGGCAGGAAGGCCACACGGCGCACAUGACGCUCGAACAGGCCGACGAGGAGGUGAUGCACAUCCUCGACCUCUACCGCCAGGUGUACGAGAAGCUCCUCGCCGUCCCCGUCGUGCCCGGUGUCAAGUCGGAGAAGGAAAAGUUUGCCGGUGGCUACUACACCACCACCGUCGAGGGUUUCGUCCCCACCACGGGUCGCGGUAUUCAGGGUGGAACCUCGCAUUGCUUGGGUCAGAACUUUUCCAAGAUGUUCAACAUCACCGUGGAAGACCCCAAGGCGGCCGAGGAGCACCGCGGUAAGGACGAGGGCAAGCUGCACGUGUGGCAGAACUCAUGGGGUCUCUCGACGCGUACGAUCGGUGUGAUGGUCAUGGUGCACGGUGACGACGAUGGACUGGUGAUGCCUCCCCGCGUCGCCCAGGUGCAGGUGGUCAUCAUUCCCUGUGGAAUCGGUGUCAAGACUACUCCCGCGGAGAAGGAAGCCAUCAUGGAUGCGUGCGAUCAAACGGCAAAGGACCUCAAAGCCGCCGGGAUCCGAGCCAAGGCGGAUCUGCGAGACAACUACAGUCCUGGAUUCAAGUUCAACGACUGGGAGAUGCGAGGUGUGCCCAUUCGACUCGAGAUCGGACCCAAAGACCUCGAGAAGAAGUCGGUCGUCUCUGUUCGUCGCGACAACAAGGCCAAGGCCCCCUUGUCGGUGGAAGGUCUCUCGGAAUCCAUCGCCAAGCUCCUCGACACGAUCCACGACGAUAUGUUCGCCAAGGCCGAUGCGGAGUACCGUUCGCGCCGCAAGGUGUGCGAGCAGUGGGACGACUUUACGUCGAUCCUCAACGACAAGUGCCACGUGGUGAUCCCGUGGUGCGAGGUCGAGGCGUGCGAGGACGAGAUCAAGAAGCGCAGCGCCCGACAGGCUACCGCGGGCGAAGCGGAGGACGAGAAGGCCCCGAGCAUGGGCGCCAAGUCGCUCUGCAUUCCGUUCGAUCAGAAGCAGUUCGGCGAGGUCAAGGGCAAGAAGUGCCCCCAGUGCGGAAAGGAUGCGAAGCGAUGGACGAUGUUCGGUCGUUCGUACUAG